AUGGCGACCGACGAGACUAAGCGCUACUUCGCGCGAGCUUGGGAGAAUGGCGCAGGUCCAUGCGUGUCUGAGCCUUGGAGGCACGACUACACUCGGAACGUCCUCGCCUUCGUAGCAGCCCUCUGCUUCGCGGAAGUUGUUCUCCCAAAGACCCUCGGCGCUCUACAAUGGAUACUCCUAAGCUACUUCCCAGCACUGGCACAGUACUGGUGUAUUGUCCACAAAGGAAUGAAGAUGAGCAGACUGGAUGGGCACUAUUACACAAUAUAUGGUUGCAUCAUGGUUGUUCCAUUUCUCAGCAGAUUUGGGCCUCUGCUUGUGUCGGUCCGUCAGCAUUGGUGGUUCUGCCAAAUGAUAUCGGUGGUGAUGUGGCUUACUGUGUUCGCUGUCAUCUUCCUUGUACUGGCAACUACGGUCACUGUGUGCUGGAUCGGCGACAAGAUGCUGCAGCUGACAGGCUGGCGGUCGGACAAUCAGUGUCGCUCUCGAGGUCACUGUGCCUUGGACGAUUGCACCUGUGCGCAGUACAGCCAGAGCACGUCGCAGAUGGAGAAAACUUUCGACACCGAAGGUCAAGGUCAAUCAUCAACUUCUGCAAUCGAGAAGCAUGUCGCGGGUGCAACACCAGAACAGACGCACUAUUUGCCUCCUUUCGGACGAAACGGUGAGCGCUUGUAUGGUGCACGCGACCAUUACAGCAAGCAUCCGCACAACCCGGCACUGCUGGGCGCUAUCUGCCACACUCCGAUGCAUGGGAGACCCAACUACGCUGAAUACAUCAGGAACUUGAUCCAGUCACCUGUGGUCGAGUCGCCUUUGCCAGAUCACGUCGCGAUUCACCAUGGUCCCUGUGGCGCUGAGGCUUUCCACACCAUCACCGCUCGACCAGAACACCAAAAUCAGAGCCAAGAGGAGCUUCGUCUGAAGCACUAUCAAGAACAGAAGGAGCAAGUCAAAGCAGAUUCGGAGAGAGUUGUAGAGAAGGCCACCGAGGGCACGGGCACAUCGUGGCUACGUGCCCGUCAAUUUGCCAACUCCAUCUUCAGCAACUCGACCUCGACCACUGCCAGCCGCGACAGCUUCGGUAGGUCCUCACUCGGUCGGCGAGGCCUGUUGAUAGACGUGGAAGACGGAAACGACUCUGCUCAAGAGACGACACCACUGGUUGAAAAGGGCACGCCACGUAAGAUGUUCAGCUGA
Messenger RNA from Fulvia fulva, 1200 nucleotides. RefSeq lists its product as uncharacterized. Lineage: Eukaryota; Fungi; Ascomycota; Dothideomycetes; Mycosphaerellales; Mycosphaerellaceae. The transcript has a single exon. The coding region runs from base 1 to 1200 and encodes 399 amino acids. The record is from RefSeq and is a predicted model, not a curated record.